This is a messenger RNA of Purpureocillium takamizusanense, 1671 nucleotides long. RefSeq lists its product as uncharacterized. The record is from RefSeq and is a predicted model, not a curated record. The coding region runs from base 1 to 1671 and encodes 556 amino acids. Lineage: Eukaryota; Fungi; Ascomycota; Sordariomycetes; Hypocreales; Ophiocordycipitaceae. The transcript has a single exon.
AUGAUGAGAUCCCUCCUCUGGUCGAGUCUACCGAGGCAGGGCAUUCCAUCCUCUUCCCCGACGCAUUCGCAGCACGCCAGCAGCAAGCCCGCCUCCACGGACUCGAGAUUCGACGAACCCGCCGCCUCCUCGCCUCGGAGCAGCAGCCUCAGCAGCACGAGAAGCUUCAAGAAGCAUGCACACACGACCCACGGCGACAGCAGCGUCACCGUCACCGUCAAGCCCGUCCGUUGUUCGUCCUCGUCGACCCUCAGCGCCAGCUCUCUCGCCUCGUCGCCCUCGCCAUCUGUAUCGUCCUCGCUCGCCUCUUCCGAGUUUGAUGUUGCCAUGGUCAAGCGUGGCAGAGCCAAGCGAACGUCCGACAGUUUAUCUCCGUCGAGUCCCCCCAGCACCACCACCAGCUUGUGUCGACCAACGACUCCUACGAGUCCCGUCCAGAUACCAAAGCACGCCAACCGCGACUCGGCGCAUAACUCGAAGCGCCCUGCCACGACACAUCACCGCCGUAGACAUCCUCGCCAACAUGCCCACGACCCCGAGUCCUUGUCGCCGUCCCUCGCCGCUCUGCUUGCUGUCACCGACAUCCCCCGCCAGACACGCCGGCGGCGGCGGAGCGACAAGCCCUUGACCGUCGACGAGAUUGUUGGGGACCAACAUGUCUCUGAGAAGGAGCUGAGCCUGACGCUGAGCCGCGGGCCCAUGGAUGUGCUGCUCUCGCCGCCCGACGACCUGGCCGACGACGACGCCAGCUUGACCGAGAGCAACGUCGGUUCGGCCAUCGCCAGGACCACGUCCAUCGACUCCAUCCCCUCCCUCGGCGACUCCUUUGUCACGGACAUGCUCUCUUCAGUCGAUACGCCCCGCAGUCAGUGCUCACAAAAGCGACGUCUCAGCCCCAUGCGUAAGAGUCUCGAGCCCGUGCGCUCCCCCCCGGACGCCACCGAGGAACACCCGCUUGCCGGCGAUGCGCUGGACCUCGAGGACUUGGAUUUACAGGUGCUGGGAGAAUCACUCGAGGAGGAAUCCACUGGGCUGCAGUUCCUGGAGCCCUUUAAGCCGCUGCGGUCCGUCUUCAAGUCCAACCUGACGGCCUCAUUACGAGCGUUGCGAUCCGCCGCCAAGUCCUUCUCCAGCAUCAACUUCCCCUCGAUCCCGCCCGACGACUUUCUGACGCGGUCCAUCCUCACCAUUGACCCCAAUGUGCCCUAUGCGGACGAACGGAGACCACCUGUCACCGAGGAGAUGCCCUCGGCGGAGCUGCGACGGUAUCUGAACCCAACAACGAGCAGCCUCAUUGACCCGCAGCCGAAGCCGCGCCGGGCGUUUUCCGCGUCGAUCCAGAUGCAGACUUACAAAGUACAGCGCUCCCGGUCGCCGCACCCCUCUGUUCGCAGCCCAUACCCUUCGACGUCGCCGCAGUCGGGCAGCACCGGCCAGCACACGCGCCCCACAACACCGGCGCCUGGCAUGCGCCAGCGCGAGAUGCGAGAGAACUCGGACUUUAUCCGCAUCGCCGUCAUGGAGAUGGCGAUGCGUCGGAGCGGGAAGCUCGACAACCAGCGGCCCGGGCGGGCUCGAUGGGCCUUACCACCGCGACGGCCAUCGACAAAGCCCUACGAAGUUGCACCCAAUGGAGUGCCACUGCGUUGGACGUGCCUCAGCUAUGAUUGA